UUUUUGAACUUCUUCCAGUACGACAGCAUUCGCCAACCGCCCACCUCGCGAACUCAACGGACCGUCGCAAUGGCCUCUACUGCUACCACCGUCCCCACUCAGGACCAUGUCCUCGUCCCCGAGACUCUCCUGAAGAAGCGCAAGAGCCAGGAGCAGGCUCGCGCUGUCGCCCGUGAGGAGGCCGAGAAGAAGAAGGCCGCCAACAAGGAGAAGCGUGCCACCAUCUUCAAGCGCGCCGAGUCCUACGUCAAGGAGUACCGCGAUGCUGAGCGUGAGAAGAUCCGCCUUGGCCGCGUUGCUCGCAAGGAGGGUAACUUCUACGUUGCCGAUGAGCCCAAGCUUGUCUUCGUUAUCCGUAUCAAGGGUAUCAACAAGAUCUCUCCCCAGCCCCGCAAGAUCCUGCAGCUCCUCCGUCUGCUCCAGAUCAACAACGGCACCUUCGUUCGCCUUACCAAGGCUACCCAGGAGAUGCUGACCAUCAUCAACCCCUACAUUGCCUACGGUUACCCCAACCUCAAGAGCAUCCGUGAGCUCAUCUACAAGCGUGGUUACGGAAAGGUCAACAAGCAGCGUGUUGCCAUCUCCGACAACCAGAUCAUCGAGGAGAACCUCGGCAAGUACGGCAUUGUCUGCGUUGAGGAUCUGAUCCACGAGAUCUACACCGUUGGCCCCAACUUCAAGCAGGCCAACAACUUCCUCUGGCCCUUCAAGCUCUCCAACCCCACUGGUGGCUUCCACAAGCGCAAGUUCAAGCACUUCAUCGAGGGUGGUGACUACGGUAACCGUGAGGAGAACAUCAACGCCCUCAUCCGCCAGAUGAACUAGAUUCGCCUACACUGGGCGAUUGGUGUUCGUACUGGGACAGGGACUUUGACGGCAUGAUGGUCUGAAUUAGUACAAAAAUGAAAAGCUUGACGCACUCUAUA
Messenger RNA from Aspergillus nomiae NRRL 13137, 926 nucleotides. RefSeq names its product 60S ribosomal uL30 domain-containing protein. The transcript is spliced from 4 exons. Gene Ontology annotation, cellular component: cytosolic large ribosomal subunit. Gene Ontology annotation, molecular function: RNA binding; structural constituent of ribosome. Lineage: Eukaryota; Fungi; Ascomycota; Eurotiomycetes; Eurotiales; Aspergillaceae. The record is from RefSeq and is a predicted model, not a curated record. Gene Ontology annotation, biological process: maturation of LSU-rRNA from tricistronic rRNA transcript (SSU-rRNA, 5.8S rRNA, LSU-rRNA). The annotation marks the transcript as partial.